This is a messenger RNA of Prorocentrum cordatum, 327 nucleotides long. NCBI's taxonomy places the organism in Eukaryota, Dinophyceae, Prorocentrales, Prorocentraceae. The record is from the annotation of a GenBank genome assembly.
AUGGCCUUGAAGUCCAAGCCGCCACCGAGAGCGCCCAGGCCUGGCGACGUGGUCGCCGUGGGGCAUGCUAAGUUCGACAUGGACGGCCGCACCUUCACCCCGGGCGAGAUGGACAGGCUCAUGAUGGACUCCGCUGUCUCGAAGUACCCGUGUGCAAGGCCUGCCACGUUCGAUGAGUACACAGACCAGGCCAUUGUUGGAUUGCCGAGGAAGAACGAAGCAAGCGCGAGAUCGUGUUUCUGUGCCCAGGCGGCACUGGUUGCGAGCUAUACCACACGAGCACGCUCGGGAGCCAGAAGUGCUCCGUGCCCCCUGGAGAGGCGCUAG